Messenger RNA from Manis pentadactyla (Chinese pangolin), 2808 nucleotides. It is a transcript of the gene CCDC191, whose product is annotated as coiled-coil domain containing 191. The coding region runs from base 49 to 2808 and encodes 919 amino acids. Gene Ontology annotation, molecular function: phosphatase binding. Lineage: Eukaryota; Metazoa; Chordata; Mammalia; Pholidota; Manidae. The record is from RefSeq and is a predicted model, not a curated record. The transcript has 17 exons.
GAAGCAGCUGUUCCAGCUUUGGUCGAGGUCCGCCACUGAAUCUGAAAAAUGCUGCUGGCCCCCCAGGGAAAGUCCCCCUCAAAGAAGAGGCCCGGGCUGAGUCGUUGGAAACAGUUUACAAGGAAGCCAAGUCCCAAGCCUGCUUUUGAUCCUGACAAUGUGGAACACUGGAUUAAGAGAGUGAAGAAAGCCUCGGAAUUUGCAGUUUCUAAAGCAUUUUCUACUGGAAAUUCAGGUUUAUCCAGAAGGCUUUGGGACCAAAGAAUAGAUUUGAAAACAGCUGAGCAAAUAGAGGACCAUGAUGAAGUCUAUGCAGAAGCUCGGGAGCUGGUCAAUGACUGGUUAGAUGCCGAACUUAAGCAAGACCUGUCAAGUGAUGGGGAAGGUGAUGCUGAAGAUACUGUGUCAAGGAUCCCUUCUGUUCCAGAAGCCAGUGGUCAUUUGAAAUAUGAUAAGUUUGAUGAUUUAUGUGGCUAUUUAGAGGAAGAAGAGGAAAGUACUGCUGUUCAAAAAUUUAUAGACCAUCUGCUGCAUAAAGAUGUGAUGGAUUCUGGGAUAUUGGAAGAUCUUGAAGUGAAUGGGGACCAAGACAAGAAGCAGCAGAAGGAUCCUCGUCUUACCAUGGAGAUGAGACAUAAGCAGGUAAAAGAAAAUCGCUUAAGACGUGAAAAAGAACUAGAGUGCCAGAGAAUUGAAAAGACCCUGAAAAAGUCGGCCUUCUUAGAGGCUCAGUAUCUGGUGCAAGAAGAAAAGAAAAGGAAGGCUCUGGAGGCCAAGAAAGAGGAGGAGGAGAUUCAAAGGGAGAUGGUAAAGCUGCGGAAGGAGAUCAUUGAGAGGAGACGCACUGUGGAGGAAGCAUGGAAAACAGAGAAGAAAAAACAAGAAGAAAAUUCUCCAAAAAAUCCAGAAAAAAGCAUGUUUCAAGGUGCUCAGAUUCUUCUGGAUGAAGAAAAAAUGGCAAAAGAAAGAAAGAAGCAGCUGAAAGAGUUAUUAAUCCAAACUUUCAAAGAAAAUCACCAGUGUCAAAAACGGUAUUUCUCUGCCUGGCACAAGCUGAUUCUUGAUCAUAGGAUUAAGCUGGGGAAAGCUGGGACCCUGUCUGACUGGAAGUUUCAACUGAAGGUCCUGCGGGCUUGGAGAGACUACACAAGAUCCCAGAAGUUGGCGCGGGAGACUCAAGCCAUGGAAGAUGAGCUUCGGGAAGAAAACAGGAAGCAACAAGUGGCCACAGAGUAUAACCGGAAACAAGUUCUCCGACACUGCUUUACAGAAUGGCAGCACUGGCAUGGUGCAGAGAUCCUGAAGAGAGAGCUGGCUUUAGCAAAGGAGGAAACUAGGAAGAAAAUGAACGAGCUGCUGAAGGCAGCAUCACUAGGGAAACUCGGUACAAGAGAGCCAUCAGGCACUGGUCUCGUUGAGGAGGCAGCAGCCACAGUGGAUCCCUGUAUAAGAAAUGGAGAGGUGACUGCUGUGCCCUCUUUGUGGGAAAAGCCUCCCUCAGAGAGCAAUGGUUGUAUGCCCAGCUCCCACCUAGGAAGAUCAACAAAGAACAACUUGCUGCUUCCCCUCCAGAAUGUCCCUCUGACAACAUCUGACAAUAAGCAGUGUAAGACCCUGGAUGUUGAGCCUUCCCAACAGCCUGGCAGCAAGAAGCUCAGAACCACCAGCCAGAAAGCAGGAUCCAUUUGCAUGGGUCAUUUCCACAACUGCCAUGACUUCCAGCAACAGCUGAUUGAAAAGCAAAAAAAGAAACUUCAGGAACAGGAGAAAAUAAUUCUGGAGCUGAAGGAAAGCCAGAGGCUAGCAGAGGCUCGGUGGGCAGCAGAGGGUGCCAGAACAGUCGCAGACACACACAGCUACUUGCUGGCAAACCACAGAGAGGAAGAAAAACCAAAAGGAACCUGCCAGGUGCUUCCAAACUUGCCUGUUGCUUCCCCUGGAACUGAAGGUAGUAGAAAUGGCUCCCGAAAUUCUCUUUCCGGACCCAGAAGGAACCCAAGGCAGCUGCUGAUGGCAACCCAUCCCAUACUGAAAGCCAUGGAAGAGAGAGCAAUUCAGCGAGCUGAACGUAGGCGUAUCUUGGCAGAGAGGAAGAAAAAACAAGAAGAGGAGAAAUUGGCCCAGUUAAAGGCCCAAGAGGAGGAGCGUCAGAAGAGGGAGGCAGAAGAAAAGGAAGCUCAGCUUGAGAAAAAAAGAGAAGAGAAGAGACUGAAGAAAAUGAAAGAACUAGAGAAGCAGAAGAGAAUUAAGAGGAAUCAGCAACUGGAAGCAAUAGCCAAAGAAUAUUAUGAAAGGGUGUUGCUAAGGAAAAAAGGUCUAGAGCCUUGGAAGAGAUUGAGAAUGCAAAGCAAACAAAACAUCCAGGUGGCCAAAGAACACCACUCUUUGGCCCUACAACGGAAAUGCCUGCUGACCUGGUUCCAGUGUAGUCAGGAGAGCCUGGCUAGGAAGACAGUGCAGGCUGAUCAAUUCUAUUCCCAAAUAUUGCUUAGGAGAGUCACACGGAGCUGGCUGAAGUACCUGACUGAUCUGGAGGAAGAAGUACACAAACUGUAUGUACGUUUUCUUCAGAAGAAGGUUUUCAAGGCCUGGUUUAACAUGGUCACAACGGUCAAGAUGGAUUCUCAGAGCAAGUACGAGACUGCAGUGGAGCACAGCCACAGGAGGAUUCUCUGGAUCACAUUUCAGACAUGGAAGGAGUUUACAAAAUUGACGAAAGAGGAACGAGUAAAAGAAGAACGGCGAGAGCAGCUCCGUCGGAAGGUAGCGGAAAUCCUCCCCGACUUCCAGAUGUCCCCAGCACCCUGA